Colletotrichum spaethianum is the source of this 1647-nucleotide messenger RNA. Its product is annotated as glucokinase. Gene Ontology annotation, biological process: glycolytic process; intracellular glucose homeostasis; glucose 6-phosphate metabolic process. The transcript is spliced from 3 exons. The record is from RefSeq and is a predicted model, not a curated record. Gene Ontology annotation, cellular component: mitochondrion; cytosol. Lineage: Eukaryota; Fungi; Ascomycota; Sordariomycetes; Glomerellales; Glomerellaceae. The coding region runs from base 1 to 1647 and encodes 548 amino acids. Gene Ontology annotation, molecular function: mannokinase activity; glucokinase activity; D-glucose binding.
AUGGCGCUCGAAGCAGAGACAAAACGCGUUGUCGACCAGUUCGAGCUCUCCGAUGCCUACAUCAACGGUGCAGUCAAGGAAUUCCUCGACCAGAUGCACGAUGGACUCCAAAAAGAUGGAACCAGCAUGAGCCAGAUCCCGACCUACGUCACUGGCGUGCCCAAUGGCACUGAAAAGGGCCUGUACCUCGCCGUCGACCUCGGCGGAACCAACUUCCGCGUGUGCUCCGUCCAGCUCAACGGCGACACCACCUUCAACCUCACCUACAGCAAAGUUGCGAUUCCCAAGGAGCUCAUGGUCGCCAAGACCGCCGAGGAGCUCUUUUCCUUCCUCGCCAAGCAGAUUGAACUCUUCCUGCGCGAGCACCACGCCCAGCACUUCGAGCAGCACGUGCGCCGCCGCCAGACCUAUAGCGCCCCCGAGGGCUACCGCGACGAGCAUGUCUUCCGUCUCGGCUUCACCUUCAGCUUCCCCGUCCAGCAGCUUGGCAUCAACAAGGGCAACCUGAUCCGGUGGACCAAGGGCUUCGAUAUCCCUGACGCUGUCGGCAAGGAUGUCUGCGCUCUGCUGCAGACCGAGAUUGACAAGCUGCAUCUCCCCGUCCGAGUCGCCGCUCUUGUCAACGACACUGUCGGAACUCUCAUGGCGAGGUCCUACACCUCCACCGGCAAGUCGGGCUCCAUCCUCGGCGCCAUCUUCGGCACCGGCACCAACGGUGCUUACCUCGAGAAGCUGUCCAACAUCCAGAAGCCCAUCGUCGGCGAUUACGAGGCGUCAACAGGCGAGAUGGUGGUUAACACCGAGUGGGGCUCUUUUGACAACCAGCUUAACGUGCUGCCCAACACUCCUUGGGAUAUCGCCCUUGACAAGGCUAGCGUCAACCCCGGCAUCCAGAUGUUUGAGAAGCGCGUCUCUGGCAUGUUCCUCGGCGAGAUCGUCCGUCUGACCAUCCUCGACAUGCUCAAGGACGAGAAGCUGUCCCUAUUCAAGGACCAGAAUUCUAGCUUCAACGACUGGAAGUCAACGACCGAUAUCAGCCCCCAGUCCAGCAUGUUCCAACAGUGGGGUCUCGACAGCGCCAUCAUGUCUGUCGCUGCCGCUGACAACACCCCCGAGCUGUCGACCCUGAGACAGGAGCUGGAGACUAUCCUGCACGUCUACACUCCUUCGCUUGAGGACGCCCAGGCUUUCAAGGCCGUCGCAGGUGCUGUCGGCCGCCGCGCUGCUCGCCUAUCGGCGGUUGCCAUUGGCGCCAUUGUCCUCCAGUCUGGCAAGCUUGACGACCCUGAGGAGGAGGUCAUCGACAUUGGUGUAGACGGCAGCUUGGUCGAGCACUAUCCCUUCUUCCGCGACAUGAUCUACGAGGCCCUGCGCGCAAUCGACGGCAUCGGAGCCAAGGGAGCCGAGAAGAUCCGCAUCGGCAUUGCAAAGGACGGCAGCGGAGUCGGCGCCGCGCUCAUCGCCCUUGUGGCAGCUGGCAUGGAGAAGGAGGGCGACGUCUUGACCGAGUUCAGACAAAACGUCAAGAAAGAGCUGGACUCUAUUCCUUUACCUCGUAAGUUGCUACUCACCGAUGCUACCGAGAAGAGGCGCCACGUCGACUGUGACGAUAUUCCUGCCGUUGUGCAUUGCGAGACCGCUGGCUAA